Molecule: messenger RNA, 2015 nt
Organism: Corticium candelabrum
Lineage: Eukaryota; Metazoa; Porifera; Homoscleromorpha; Homosclerophorida; Plakinidae
Product: mannosyl-oligosaccharide 1,2-alpha-mannosidase IA-like
Exons: 10
Coding region: 4-2010 (668 amino acids)
Biological process (GO): mannose trimming involved in glycoprotein ERAD pathway; carbohydrate metabolic process
Cellular component (GO): endoplasmic reticulum; Golgi membrane
Molecular function (GO): mannosyl-oligosaccharide 1,2-alpha-mannosidase activity; calcium ion binding
Source: RefSeq, a predicted model, not a curated record
UAGAUGGCGUCUUCAUAUCAACUUCCGACGCACCACAAGUUCGUUGAUGGAGUUCCACAGCCAGGUUAUCCGCGCUCCACGCGUCGUCUAUUGAAAGAAAAACACAUAGUGUUUUUUGUCUUCAUCGCGUUUCUCACCGUCUGCUUCGGAGCGUUCGUUUUCGUGCCAGACUUCAGAGAACGAGUUAGCGUCGAUGAAGCGUACAAGAAAUGGUUGACAGCUCAGCAACAGGCCGGGGAGCAAGCCGGUUGGGCUCUGCAGCCUCCGAGGGCUUUUGCUCAACAAGAGGCUAAUGUUAUGCAGCAGUCUGAAGAUAAGAAAGACGCGAACGGGAAUGCUGGUAUGGACAAUGUAAUUCAGUCGCAGGGCAAAGACGCAGGAAAGGCGAAUCAACAUCCGGAUUAUGUACGUCUACAAGAACAACAACAACAACAACAGAGAGAACAACAACAGAAAGAACAACAACAACAACAACAACAGAAAGAACAACAACAACAACAACAGAGAGAACAACAACAGAAAGAACAACAAGAAGAACAGAAACAACAACCAGAACAGCAGCAGAAACAAAAGCAACAGCAGCAGCAACAACAACAGCAACAGCAGAUGAGUCAGAAAAGUGAAGAUACAGAGAAGAAGAACUUUGUCUUGAAGAUGAUGAGGCAUGCGUGGAGCAAUUAUGAGACUUUUGCAUGGGGUUCUAAUGAAUUGAAGCCAAUGUCAAGAGUAGGCCAUUCUGCAUCUAUAUUUGGUGGCGCAAAAAUGGGAGCAACAAUUGUUGAUGCAUUGGAUACUCUGUAUGUGAUGGGAUUAAAAGAUGAAUUUGAGAAAGCAAAGGAUUGGGUAGCACAUCAGCUUCAUUUUGACACGGGCGACUCAGUUUCAGUGUUUGAAGGAAAUAUUCGGUUUGUUGGUGGAUUACUCUCUGCGUAUGCUCUUAGUAAAGACGAGGUAUUCAAAGCGAAAGCAAAGGAAUUUGCAGAUAAACUCUUGCCAGCUUUCAACACUGAGACAGGAAUUCCAAUGGGCGUCGUUAGCUUCAAAACUGGUGCAGCACGCAAUUGGGGCUGGGCAUCAGGCGGCUGUUCUAUUCUAGCCGAGUUCGGGACAAUGCAUUUGGAAUUCAGCUAUUUGAGUGAGGUGACUGGUGAUCCUAUCUAUAUAGACAAAGUGAAAAAAGUGAGGCAAGUGAUACAGAAAAUGGAUAAACCGAAUGGGCUGUACCCUAACUACCUGCAUCCCAAAACAGGAAGAUGGGGCUCACAGCAUGUGUCCAUCGGUGCUUUGGGAGACAGUUUUUAUGAGUAUCUCCUGAAGGCAUGGAUACAGACGUCACAUCAUGACACGGAAGCAAGGCAGAUGUAUGAUGAAGCGAUAGAUGCCAUUGUUACUCAUUUGGUGAAAGAAUCAAGUUCUAGCAAACUGACAUAUCUGAGUGAGAUGAGGUCGAGUCGUCCGGACCACAAGAUGGAUCAUUUGGCUUGCUUUGCUGGUGGCAUGUUUGCUCUCGGUGCAAAGACUUUGCAGAGUGAGAAAUCUCAGAAGAUGUUGGCAGUCGGUGAGGGUCUUGCAAAGACGUGCCACGAGUCAUAUGCACGAACAGCAACCAAGCUUGGCCCUGAGGGAUUCAGGUUUGAUGGUGCCAACGAGGCAACAGCAAUGAGACCGAAUGAGAAACAUUACAUCCUCCGACCAGAAACCGUAGAGACGUACUUCUACCUAUGGCGCCUGACUCACGACCAAAAAUACAGAGACUGGGCAUGGGAAGCAACUCAAGCCAUCGAGAAUCAUUGCCGUACCGAACACGGGUAUGCAGGAAUACGAGAUGUGUACAAUGCCAACAGUGCCAAGGACGAUGUUCAACAAAGUUACUUCCUGUCAGAAACUCUGAAAUACUUAUAUCUCAUUUUCUGCGAUGAUUCGGUAUUGCCGCUCGAAAAAUGGGUGUUCAAUACUGAAGCCCAUCCCCUCCCCAUCCUAGACCACAUUCCGAAAGGCAGAAACCUUUGAUACCU